CAAUGGAUAUCUCUAGAAUAAAGGAGAAAAAUUUGAAAGAAAAAGAAAGAAAGUUGAAAUUACAGAAUGCGAACGGUUUACUAUUAACAACUGUAUUAUCGAUUAAAAAUUUACAGCAGACUAUUUCUUUUCAAUUGCAACCGAAUGAUGUUAUCAUCGGAGGUUAUCCAAAAUCUGGAACAACAUGGACACAGUAUAUUGUAUGGGAGAUCAUUAAUGAAGGAGCUCCACUUCCCAGUGUAAACGAAAUAUGGUAUAAAGAAGUUCCUAAUUUGGAAAUGGUUGGUACUGAUUGCCUUGAGAAUAUAAAAUCUCCUCGUUUAUUUAAAGUUAGUUUACCAUUUAACUAUACGCCAUAUUGUUCUUCUGCUAAAUAUAUUUAUGUGUCUCGCAAUCCUUGGGACUGUUGUAUUUCGGCUUACAACCAUUUCUCGCAAGUAGACGCAGGUUUUAUAAGCUGUACAUUCGACGAAUAUUUUGAGUGUUUCAUUAACGGUGAGGUAUCUCAUGGAGAUUACUUCGAUCAUUUAUUGUCCUGGUAUGUUCAUUGGGACGAUCCCAAUUUUUUAUUUCUUACUUACGAAAAUAUAAACAGAGAUACCAAAAACGCAGUUUUAAAAAUCGCUAAAUUUUUAGACGAAAAAUAUUAUAAAACUUUAACUGAUAAUAAAGAGAUGUUUGAAAAUAUACUCAGACAACUCAAAUUUGAGCAUAUGAAGCGGAAUUGUAUCCUAGAAAGAUCAAAUUAUUCCGAUAAUGUCGAUUCAAAGAAUGAAAUUAAAUUUUUCAGAUCAGGAACGAUUGGUCAAUGGAAACAAUUUUUAACAGAAAAUCAAAAAGAAAAAUUAAAACAGAAAUUUAUUAAAAAAUUAAACGGAACCAACAUGUUUUCUAUGUGGAAAAAUUCUGACAUUUCUUAAUGAAUAAAAUAAGAUCUGGACUCUAUCAUUAGGAUUAUUUUAAUUAAUAAUUAAUAAUUUAGUUUGACAAUGAGGAGAAAAACAAUAUUGACCUUAAACAUUUUUUUCAAAUGUCAUUUCUGUAUUAUCUAUUAAAAUGACCGGUUUAACUAAAUUUAUAAGAAACGUAAUUUUGUUAUAUAUACUACUGUUGUAUCUUGUUGUUUGCAAGCCUGUUAAAGUUAAAAAUAAUUUUGUAUUAAAUAGCCAAAUAAAAUUGUAUUCACACAUAUAAAAUACACAAAAUUUUUUCAAUCACAUACACUAGUAUUAUGUGUAGAAUUAAAACUUAUUCCGCAA
This is a messenger RNA of Centruroides sculpturatus (bark scorpion), 1259 nucleotides long. Its product is annotated as sulfotransferase 1C2-like. Gene Ontology annotation, biological process: sulfation. The transcript has a single exon. Gene Ontology annotation, cellular component: cytoplasm. The record is from RefSeq and is a predicted model, not a curated record. Lineage: Eukaryota; Metazoa; Arthropoda; Arachnida; Scorpiones; Buthidae. The coding region runs from base 3 to 920 and encodes 305 amino acids. Gene Ontology annotation, molecular function: sulfotransferase activity.